Messenger RNA from Manihot esculenta (cassava), 1891 nucleotides. Its product is annotated as oxysterol-binding protein-related protein 3C. Gene Ontology annotation, molecular function: sterol binding. Gene Ontology annotation, cellular component: intracellular membrane-bounded organelle; cytosol; membrane. The record is from RefSeq and is a predicted model, not a curated record. The transcript has 10 exons. Lineage: Eukaryota; Viridiplantae; Streptophyta; Magnoliopsida; Malpighiales; Euphorbiaceae. The coding region runs from base 244 to 1614 and encodes 456 amino acids.
UAAAGCACGACCAAUUUCGAAGUUCGUCUUGUCCCCCUCUGGCAUUCCACAGUUAUCAACUACUUAUUGCUCCAAUUCAAUCUCUCUCUCUCUCUCUCUCUCUGCAUAUAUAUAAUAAGUAUAUUCCUCGUUGAAUUGCUGCGAUUGUGAAGAGCUGUCUUGACCUGUUGGAUCUUCCGUCGAGGAAUUGAGUUGAGGACUGAAAUUCAGAAUCAAGAAAACCAGCCAGGGUUAUACACAGAGAUGGGUACUCCUGAUAACAAUCAAAGUAAAGGGUUUUUUGCGGCCAUGACCUCUGGCUUGACCAUGUUUGGCAACGCUAUGCAUAGAUCUGUUAAUGGCUUACUUGGUUAUGAAGGUGUAGAAGUCAUAAAUCCAGAAGGUGGCAAAGAUGAUGCAGAGGAGGAGGCUCAGAGAGGAAGAUGGAAGCAGGAGGAACGAGAUAGCUAUUGGAAAAUGAUGCACAAAUACAUAGGUUCUGAUGUUACAUCCAUGGUGACACUUCCUGUCCUAAUUUUCGAGCCAAUGACCAUGAUUCAAAAAAUAGCUGAGUUGAUGGAAUACUCCUACUUGUUGGAUCAAGCAGACGAAUGCGAGGAUCCUUACAUGCGUUUGGUGUAUGCUUCAUCAUGGGCUAUUUCUGUUUACUAUGCCUACCAACGAACAUGGAAGCCUUUUAAUCCCAUUCUUGGAGAGACUUAUGAAAUGGUUAAUCAUGGUGGUAUUACAUUUAUUGCAGAGCAGGUGAGUCAUCAUCCCCCAAUGAGUGCUGGCCAUGCUGAAAAUGAGCAUUUUACUUAUGAUGUGACAUCGAAGUUAAAAACUAAAUUUCUAGGAAACUCGCUUGAUGUUUAUCCAGUUGGAAGAACACAAGUGAAGCUUAAAAGAGACGGUGUGGUUUUAGAUCUAGUACCACCCCUCACAAAGGUCAACAAUCUAAUUUUUGGACGGACAUGGGUUGAUUCACCUGGGGAGAUGAUAAUGACGAAUUUGACUACCGGAGAUAAAGUUGUUCUAUAUUUUCAACCAUGUGGCUGGUUUGGUGCUGGUCGCUAUGAGGUGGAUGGAUAUGUUUAUAAUGCCGCUGAAGAGCCCAAAAUAUUGAUGACGGGGAAAUGGAAUGAGUCAAUGAGCUAUCAACCAUGUGAUAUGGAAGGAGAACCUCUUCCAGGCUCAGAAUUGAAAGAGGUGUGGCAUGUUGCUGAUGCUCCAGCAAAUGAUAAAUUUCAGUAUACGUAUUUUGCACAUAAAAUUAACAGUUUUGACACAGCUCCAAGGAAGUUGCUAGCAUCUGAUUCUCGCCUGCGUCCUGAUAGAUUAGCACUUGAAAAGGGUGAUCUAUCAAAAGCUGGCUCUGGAAAGAGCAGUUUGGAGGAAAGGCAGAGAGCCGAAAAAAGAGAACGAGAGGCUAAAGGCCAUAAAUUUGCACCAAGAUGGUUUGAUAUGACUGAUGAGGUUACCCCAACUCCAUGGGGUGACUUGGAAGUUUACCAGUACAACGGUAAAUACGCUGAACAUAGGGCUGUUGUGGACAACUCAGACAGCAUAGUGGAGGUUGAUGUCCAGUCAAUCGAAUUCAAUCCUUGGCAGUAUAGUAACUUGUCAACUGAAUGAAGUCCUCAUAUUUGCAUGUUUGCUUGGGUUAUGCAGUUGGUUGGCUAAUCGGUAUAAUGUGGAAUCUAACUGUUGUUUGUUGGCAUCUGUACAUUGUAUCUCCAUUUCCACACUCACUUUGCAAUUGGGUGUGAGACAAAUUAUUUUUCUUAGUAUGUUAAGAACCUUUUUAGGGUGACUAUUUUGUUUUAGUUUAUUUUUCCUCUCUUGCUAAGAUGCUUAUAAAGAUUGUGGAACUUUAGGGGGCCAGUGUAAAUUAAAAUUUGAUUUUUGAGCA